This is a messenger RNA of Sparassis crispa, 867 nucleotides long. Its product is annotated as Bax inhibitor 1. NCBI's taxonomy places the organism in Eukaryota, Fungi, Basidiomycota, Agaricomycetes, Polyporales, Sparassidaceae. The record is from RefSeq and is a predicted model, not a curated record. The transcript is spliced from 10 exons. Gene Ontology annotation, cellular component: membrane. The coding region runs from base 1 to 867 and encodes 288 amino acids.
AUGAGCACGAACAAUUAUACCACUGCACCUCCCGCCUACCAAGGCGCAUUCGCUGCCCAGAAGCUCUCCACUGUUCGCGCCGAGGAUGAUGCCACUGAACCCUUACUCGGGAGCCCCCGCAGUGCGCAGGCAGGACCCAGCAGUGGUCCGGGAGCCAUCUACAACCAGCCAGCGUUCGGCGAUGUUCCAGAUGAUUUCAAGUAUGGAACGUCUGUAUCGGAGAGUUCGCUCGAGAUCAGGAAUGCAUUCGUGCGCAAGGUGUACACAAUCCUCUUUUGCCAAAUCCUCGCGACUUGCAUCGUAGGUGGCGCUGUUUCGCAUUCGCCAAAUGCCGUUAUCUGGGUUCAGACUCACACCUGGGCCUUCUAUGUUCCACUCAUUGGAACGUUCAUUAACCUGGGCGUGCUUUACUGGAAGCGUCACAGCCACCCCCUGAAUUUGGCGCUCCUCUCGCUGUUCACCCUUUUCGAGGCUUUCACGCUCGGUGUCACGGUCGCAUUCUUUGACAACGUGAUCGUCCUUCAGGCAUUGCUGAUCACACUUGGCGUCUUCCUUGGCUUGACUCUGUUUACCUUCCAAUCCAAAUAUGACUUCUCUGGAAUGGGCUCUUGGCUGUUUGCCGGGCUAAUCGCCAUGGUGAUGACUGGAUUUGUUUCGAUCUUCUUGCCUUUCGGCAGAACGACAGAUCUUAUCUUCGCUGCGGGGGGUUGCCUUCUUUUCAGCGGCUAUGUUGUCUACGACACCUAUAUCAUCACGAAGAGAUUGUCGCCAGAUGAGUAUAUCCUGGCUGCUAUCAGCCUCUACCUUGACUUCAUCAAUCUCUUUAUCAAUAUCCUGCGUCUCCUCAACGACUCGCAAGAUCGCUGA